CUUCCCAAGUGUCUGUCAGACUCAGCCAUUUAGAUUUUGAUUCUCUGCCAUGGCAGGACGAAAAGCCACAGACUUGGUUGUUCUACACAUCAUUUGUCUUCUUUGUGGUACUGCCAUUUGCUUGCCCAUAGUAAAGGUGACUGACUAUGAUGUGGACGGUGGAAAGGAUCUAGACAUUUUUGACAUCAAUGAAGAGGCAGGGUUGAAUCUUGUCGAGGGGGACAUUGUGCUCGAUGAGAAGCAAACUCGAAAUUCCAUUAUAGGGGAGAAGUACAGGUGGCCAACGAUGGUCCCAUACCGCAUGGAGGAUGACUUAGAGAUCAAUGCGAAAGGUGUGAUUCUAAAAGCCUUCGAGCAGUACCGGCUCAAGACCUGCAUUGACUUCAAGCCUUGGAGCGGAGAAGAUAACUACAUCUCCAUCUUUAAAGGGGGCGGCUGUUUCUCCUCUGUUGGUAACCGGCACGUUGGGAAGCAGAGAUUGUCGAUAGGGACAAACUGUGACCGCAUAGCCACCAUUGAACAUGAGUUCCUUCAUGCUCUGGGUUUCUGGCACGAGCAGUCCAGGUCAGACCGUGAUGAUUAUGUCAAAAUCAUGUGGGACCGCAUCUCAGAGGGUAGGGAACACAACUUUAACACCUACAAUGACAGCACCUCCAGCUCUUUGGGUGUACCCUAUGAUUACGGCUCCAUGAUGCACUACAGCAAAAAUGCCUUCCGUAACGGCACUGAGCCCACCAUCGUCACCAAGAUCCCGGCUUUCAGUGAUGUGAUCGGCCAGCGUAUGGAGUUCAGUGACAGCGACCUGCUAAAGCUCCACCGCCUCUACAACUGCACUCAGGCCUCUACCUUCCUGGAUUCAUGCGACUUUGAACGUGAGAACAUCUGCGGUAUGAUCCAGGGACAAGGGGAUACAGCUGACUGGCUCAGGGUUACCACAGCUCCUGGAGGGCCAGACACUGACUACUCCAACAUGGGCAAAUGCACAGGCUCAGGCUAUUUCAUGCACUUCAGCACUGGCACAGCCAACACUGGGGAUACAGCUCUACUGGAGAGCAGAAUCCUUUACCCUAAAAGAGGUUUUCAAUGCCUGCAGUUCUUCUACUACAACAGUGCUCACCCCAGAGACACGCUGAAGGUCUAUGUCAGAGAGUACGACAAAACUAACCCCAAUGGAACGCUGCGCUUUAUAAAGACCAUAGAAGGAUCCCCUCAGAAGCUGUGGCAACUCCACCAUGUGAGUUUGGAUGUCAAAACCAAAUUCCGCGUUGUCUUUGAAGGGACCAAGGUGCACCCCGGGCCUGCGACAGGAGGACUAUCCCUGGAUGACAUCAACCUCUCUGAGACCACCUGCCCAGAGUUCGUAUGGCGUGUGAAAAACUUCAGGAAUGUAAUGGAAAGCACCCCAACAAACACGCCUAUCUUUAGCCCUCCAUUCACCUCUAAGGAGGGUUAUACCUUCCAAAUGCAGCUGUACCCCAAUGGCAAAGAAGGCUACCCCGGUGAAUUGUCAGCCUAUGCUCAUCUGGUGGCCCGUGAAGGGGAUACAGGACAGAAAUGGCCAUGCCCUUGGAAACAGAUAACCAUGAUGCUAAUGGACCAACAUCCACACAUCCAAAAGCGCAUGUCCAACCAGCGCAGUGUCACGACUGACCCCAACAUGACGGCAACAAACUCUGAACAGUUUUUCUGGGAUGAUCCUCGCAAGGUUGGAGUUGAGGUCACAGAUACAGAUGGAUCGAAGUAUUUCAGAGGGCCGGGAUACGGUACUGCAGUGUAUCUCACCCACCUCAGAGCAAAAAGCAGGGAUUUUAUCAAGGGAGGAGAUGCCAUCUUUCUUCUCACCAUGGAGGAUGUUUCCCAUCUGCUCCCAACCCUUUCACCUUCCACAACUUCACGCCCCGUCACCACUACAACUACAACUUCUGACACCACUACGUCUUCUGUCACUACAACUACAACUUCUGACACCACUACAAUUUCCGUCCCCACUGAUGUCUGCCUCGAUGUGCAAUGUCAGAAUGGUGGACUGUGUGUCAAGGACAACGGCAAAGCUGCUUGCAGGUGUGUGGUGGGUCAUGACUGGUGGUACUACGGAGACAACUGUCAGUACAAGGGGACUGAACACGAUAAAACCAUCCUUGCACUUGCUUCUUCUUUGUCUGUACUGGGAGCAAUGUUGAUUAUAACAGCAAUCGCUGUCUACUGUGUGAGGAAGAAGUACAAGAAAGCCAGAACUGAUAAAGGUUUUGUCAUGGAAAAUAUGAAUGCUUCUUCGAAACACUAAUACCUCGAGGAAUUCUGAACUUUCAGGUACGCAGCAAAAAAAUGAAGACGCAGACUUUAACUAAAAUAAAUCAGGGCUUGAAUACUUGUGCUCCACAAUGUAUAAAGCAGGCAUAUAUCCCAUAUAUACUUUGCAUAUGAUUAAUGAGGAACAGCCUUGAUGCGAUGGAUCAAAACAUGGUAUUAGUUCGCCGCCUGCUGGGCAUUCAAUGUAACAACACUAAGAAAAUGUAUGAAUAUUGUGUCAAAUAAAUGUUUAUUUAAAUUA
Mugil cephalus (flathead mullet) is the source of this 2551-nucleotide messenger RNA. RefSeq names its product meprin A subunit beta b (gene mep1bb). The record is from RefSeq and is a predicted model, not a curated record. The transcript has 14 exons. Gene Ontology annotation, biological process: proteolysis. Gene Ontology annotation, molecular function: protein binding; metalloendopeptidase activity; zinc ion binding. Gene Ontology annotation, cellular component: membrane. Lineage: Eukaryota; Metazoa; Chordata; Actinopteri; Mugiliformes; Mugilidae. The coding region runs from base 50 to 2284 and encodes 744 amino acids.